AUGCAAUUCUCAUCGGGUUCUUUACUUCUACUCUUUAUUCUUUCAUUUGACUUCUGUCUUGCCACCAAAAGUUCACCGUUUGUCAUUUUACCUUACUUUUUCCGAGCGAAUGCUACUAAUUCAAUCACGGUAACUCCUGUCAAAGAUUCUGAUGCCAAUCAGUCAGUUGAUAUCGAUUUUUAUGUCUUCAAAUCAAAUGAAUCUUUACGCGACAGCAUAUUCUCUCAAAAACUCAAAGCCAAACAAUCUGGUGCUCCACAGACCAUCAAAUUUCCGCUCGGAUUAUCAAUAGAUUCUCUAACGGUACGGAUAGCUAUAGAGAGACAUGAAACGUUCAAAGCAACGAUUCCUGUCAAACAGGAUAUCUCCACUAUCCAUAUUCAUACUGAUAAGGCCAUAUAUAGAGCCGGCGAGAAAAUUGACGUUCGCAUUUUGCCAUUAACUUAUUCGAAUACUAUUUAUAAUGGACCAAUUGAAGUAACCCUUGUUAAUCCGGAUGAAUACGAGUUGUUCCGGAAAGUAAUCACUGCAACUGACUCAUAUGCUGCAACCUCGUUUGAAUUACCUGAACAUCUGUACUUCGGUACAUGGAGAAUAUAUGUUCGACCUGAGUCUGACCGUGAGAGCAAUUCGUUUGAUACAUCGUUUACUGUAGAAGAAUACGUAUUGCCUCCAUUCAAGAUAUCAGCAUUCAUUCAAGAUGGUGAUCCACUCGAUCGAACAAGAAUAUCCAUAGACGCAAAAUAUUACUAUGGUGGUACAGUUAAUGGAUCAUUAGUCUUAUCGUGUACACAAAGCAAAGAUGAUAAAUUGGUUAACAGUGUAGCUACGACAGUCCAAAUUAGGCAAUCACAAGUACGUUUAUUUCAUUUAAAAUCAUAA
Molecule: messenger RNA, 882 nt
Organism: Auanema sp. JU1783
Lineage: Eukaryota; Metazoa; Nematoda; Chromadorea; Rhabditida; Rhabditidae
Source: the annotation of a GenBank genome assembly